Molecule: messenger RNA, 553 nt
Organism: Chinchilla lanigera (long-tailed chinchilla)
Lineage: Eukaryota; Metazoa; Chordata; Mammalia; Rodentia; Chinchillidae
Gene: Retn
Product: resistin
Exons: 4
Coding region: 124-456 (110 amino acids)
Cellular component (GO): extracellular region
Molecular function (GO): hormone activity
Source: RefSeq, a predicted model, not a curated record
GGUACUUAUUCCACACCCAGAGUAAAUUCCACACCAGAGGUCUCUGAGGGAGAACAGUGGCACAGGAGUUCCUACCCCAGAACUGACUGUGUCUUGCUGAGCUCACAGGGCAGCCCCUGCACGAUGAAGGCUGUCUCCCUCCUCCUCCUCUCCGCCUUGGGGCUGCUGGUGUCCAGUGAGUCACUGUGUCCUGUGGACGAAGCCAUCAAUCAGAAGAUCCAAAGCCAAGCCAGCUCUCUCAUUUUAGGGGAUCUGAAGAACUUGGACCUGGACUGCAGGAGUGUCUCCUCCAGGGGCAAUCUGGCCACCUGUCCCUCAGGCUUCGAGGUCACUGGCUGCGCGUGCGGCAUGGCCUGCGGCUCGUGGGACGUGCGCGCGGGGACCACAUGCCACUGCCAGUGCGCGGGCAUGGACUGGACCGCGGCGCGCUGCUGUCGCCUGCGCGUGGCCGCCUGAGCACAAUGGCGUGGUUUGGGCGGGGCUAACGAAGCGGGGCGAGCCUGGCGGGGGGCUGGAAAUAAAUAAACCAGGAGAUGAGGAAGAAGGCAGGGUA